Aspergillus clavatus NRRL 1 is the source of this 843-nucleotide messenger RNA. RefSeq names its product exosome non-catalytic core subunit RRP40. The record is from RefSeq and is a predicted model, not a curated record. The coding region runs from base 1 to 843 and encodes 280 amino acids. Gene Ontology annotation, biological process: poly(A)-dependent snoRNA 3'-end processing; nuclear polyadenylation-dependent rRNA catabolic process; U4 snRNA 3'-end processing. Lineage: Eukaryota; Fungi; Ascomycota; Eurotiomycetes; Eurotiales; Aspergillaceae. The transcript has a single exon. Gene Ontology annotation, cellular component: nuclear exosome (RNase complex); cytoplasmic exosome (RNase complex). Gene Ontology annotation, molecular function: RNA binding.
AUGUCGUCUCCCGUCAUACUUCUCCCAGGCGAUCAUGUGCCGUCGGAUCAGCUGUCUUCCAAUAAGUCGGGUCCCCUGAGAUUAGGCCCUGGUCUUCGAUUACUGUCCGCCGCACCACCUACAACAUCCGGACCCAGCGCUUCGUCACCUGGGCAUGUUCUUGCUGCCACUCAAGCCGGAAUUCUCUCCAUCGAUCACAAGAAAAAUGCUGUUUCCAUUCUCUCAUUCCCCAACGGCAGAUAUAUCCCAACACCAAACGAUCUAGUGAUCGCACAAGUACACCAUUCGAGCGUGGACUACUUCUACUGCAUGAUUACACCCCAGUCACCUCAUGCGGUACUUGGACAGCUCGCUUUUGAGGGUGCAACGAAAAAGACGCGGCCAAUGCUAAAACAGGGCGACUUGGUUUAUGCGCGGGUGCUGUCCAUGGGUCUCGGCGCCGGCGCAGAAGUCGAGCUUACAUGUGUGAACCCAGCAACCGGCAAGGCCGAACCUGGGGGAUUGGGUCCAUUGACAGGGGGAAUGGUGUUUGAUAUUUCCACCGGUAUGGCUGCGAGGCUGAUGAGAGCAAGCUCAUCCACUGCCGAGCAGCAAGAUGGUGUGGCCGGGCUCGUGGUCCUGGAAGAGUUGGGCAAGAAAUUGGAGAAGGUUGGAGGGUUUGAGAUUGCCGUGGGAAGGAAUGGCAAGGUUUGGGUUGACUGCUCGAACGGCGGAGAUGCUGCUGUCAAGGCGACAGUCGCAAUCGGACAGUGCUUGACCACGAUCGAUGAGCACAACCUCGAUACAAACGAUCAACGGAAAUUGGUGACGAGAAUUUUACGAGAAAUGAAGAUUGAUUCUUAA